This is a messenger RNA of Paramacrobiotus metropolitanus, 1386 nucleotides long. RefSeq names its product histone-lysine N-methyltransferase EZH1-like. The record is from RefSeq and is a predicted model, not a curated record. Gene Ontology annotation, biological process: chromatin remodeling. NCBI's taxonomy places the organism in Eukaryota, Metazoa, Tardigrada, Eutardigrada, Parachela, Macrobiotidae. Gene Ontology annotation, molecular function: histone methyltransferase activity; protein binding. The coding region runs from base 157 to 1065 and encodes 302 amino acids. The transcript has 2 exons.
AUUACACUUGCUUAUAUUUGAAGAGCUGGUGCAGUGUUGCAAUUUAAAGUUCAGUGCGGCAGUACUGCUAGUGUUCUCGGCACCGUUGAAGACAGCCGAAAUCUUGCCGAUUGUUCACGAGUUUUUAGAGUGAUCCGAUCCAAUCAGAAACUACCGAUGGAUUUAUUGUUCAAGGAUCUCGCGCAAGAACAGAUCCAGUACCAACCCUGCUACCAUCCCGGCAAAUCCUGUUCGGAUCCCCGGAGCAAAUGCCUGUGCCGCAGUAAUGACGGUGCUAUCAGCAAACUGUGUUACGAUGCGUGUGGAUGCGCCAUGGACUGCUUGUACCGCCGCUCACAUCCCUGUUGGCGGGGCUGUGCACCGGGCAGACGACAAGCCAAAUGCAAGUGCCUGGAACUGAAGUACGUCUGCGACAUCUGCGAUGUCUUUGCAGACUUUGGCCAGAAGAAGGUGACCAAGUGCGGUCCAUCCACGGUGUCCGGCAUGGGCACGUUCAUCAUGGAGAAUGUCAAGGAAGGCGAAUUUAUUGGGGAGUACACCGGCGAACUAAUCAGUAUCGCUGAAGCUGGCGUGCGGGAACAGUCCGGCUAUCGGACCUACGGAUUCUCCCUCAAUCAGCACCUGGUGGUGGAUGCCAACCAUUUCGGGAAUAAGAUGCGCUUUGUCAAUCAUUCGGUGAAGAAUCAGAAUGUCGAGCCGCUCGUGGUGACGGUGCGUGGGCAGCAGCAGAUCGGGUAUUUUGCCAAGCGCAAUCUGAAAGCCGGCGAAGAGCUGUUCACACGCUACUACACUCCCGAGACCACAGACCAGGACUCGGAAUCCGACACGUAUAAUGGAAUGCGGGAUCAUGUCAAAGGCUUUAUCGACAAGGAGAUUACGGAAAAGGUGCCACGGACUCCGCGAUUGGUCCACGCGGACGCUCCACCGCCGAAGGAGCGGUUUGUCCCUUGGAGCAACCGAAGGAUUAGGAGUAUCAUCUAUCCGGAGGACGAAAUGGAUGAAGCGUCCCUGCAGGAGAUCGUUGACGCUGUUGCUGACUGCGUAGCUGUUAGCAACGUUCAAUGAUUCCGUGUAUCGUUGUCGUUUCUCGUUAGUUUGGAAUUUACACUAACCUUGGAUGCCUUGUUCCACAAGAUUGUUUUUCUUAAUAGUUAAAGUUUGACUGCCCUAGUAAAAACUAGUUCAUCGGUAUAUUGUCUUUUGAUGUGGGUGACUUAGUAUUCUUUUUAAUUGCUGCUCGUGCUCUAUUCCUUAUGACUCUUUUCGUGUUUUGGAAUUGUUGUGCUUAAGCUAAGGUUUUCUUGGAGAGCUAAGAUGCACAUACAUACGGACGUGCAUUGUUUAUAUAUUGUAUUGUUUGUAUUAUGGCCAGCGCUGUAGUGUUUU